AUGCUCUUUUUGCAUAAUUGUAUAGCGUUUUUCGCCGCCUGUCAAGCGCUAUAUCUUCCAAAUUCAUGGCGUCACUCGAUCCCCCAUCCUGGUCUGCUUAUCAAGGUGGGCAGUCAAAACCUUGACGAGCUCAACUUCGAGGACUGGAUUUCCGAGCAGUCAGACAGAUCAUUCAGUUAUAUCCUUGAGAAUAUCGGCGGUAUAUCCUCUGUUCUUGAUGAGAAGGAGGUGCUUCCAGGUGUUGUCAUAGCGUCUCCGCUGAAGGCUGAUCCAGACUACUUUUACACUUGGACUAGGGAUUCCGCGUUGACCGUACGUACCUUGAUCUACCAUAUGAAUGACUACUUCCGUGACGAUGCGUUGGUGGCAAGGCUCAGAAAGGUGGUGGAAGACUACAUCGAAGUCAACUAUAAACUACAACGUCUUCCCAACCAGUCAGGGCGUUUUAAUGAUGAAACAAGGUCAGGCCUCGGUGAGCCCAAGUUUUUGACCACAGGUAAGAGCUUUGAUAAGAACUGGGGCAGGCCCCAGUCUGAUGGCCCAGGCCUCCGUGUAUCCACUAUCCUAGGGUAUUUGUUUUUUCUUGAGAGAAAUGACCUUCAAAUCGAGAACGAGUUCUUGGGAAAUACCACUUUUAUCUACUAUCACAUAAUCAAGCCCGAUCUCGAGUACAUUGUGGCAAACUGGAACGAUGAGCUGUUCGAUUUGUGGGAAGAGGUCAACUCGCAUCACUUUUUUACCUCAUUGACUCAACUAAAGGCACUUCAGGAUGGCCAGCGUUUCGCAAGAACAAACGUGAUUGACAUGAAGUUUGCAGAGCAGCUCCAGGCUACUUAUGAUCUGCUAAAGGACUUUAUCACUUCAUCGGGAGGCUUUACCAAACCAUCAAUCCCUUACGUCAUUGAAACACCAGAAUUGCAUGAACAGGGUACUAGAUCGGGCCUCGAUGCUGCGACGUUCCUUGCCGCUCUCCACGCUCAUAAUCUAGAAUUUGGAGGCACCGACAACAUUCCUUUUGAUGUCGAUGAUUCGCAUAUCUUGAAUACCAUCACCGCCAUGGUGGCCGACAUGAGACAAAGAUACCCCAUUAAUCACAACAAGGCGCGAUGGCAAAAUAAUGUUGGUGUUGCUUUGGGAAGAUACCCCGAGGAUGUCUAUGACGGACACGGUACUUCGCUCGGUAAUCCGUGGUUCAUUUCCACGCUCUCAGCUAGUGAAAUACUCUUCAAGUGGAUCUACAAGAACACCAGGCGGAACGCCGAUAUCGUCAUUGACAAGCUGAACAUUGCAUUUUUUAGACCGCAUGAUGCUCAACUCAAUGAUGAAGCACCCAUCAGCGACAGGAAGAUUGUCAUACCGUACAAAUCUGAGCGUUACCACGCCUUGCUUUCCAGCAUAUACAAGUACGCCGACUCAUUUAUUGCCAGUGUCCAAGGGCAUGUUCACCGGACUGACGGCACGAUGCUGGAGCAAUUUGACCGCUGGACUGGCUAUAUGCGUGGAGCCAAGCUGUUGACUUGGCUGUAUCUGGCGUUCCACAACUGCGCCAGAUGGAGAUCCAAGGCUGCUGACGAAAUUGAAUGGAUCAGAAAUUGA
Molecule: messenger RNA, 1596 nt
Organism: Candidozyma duobushaemuli
Lineage: Eukaryota; Fungi; Ascomycota; Pichiomycetes; Serinales; Metschnikowiaceae
Gene: SGA1
Product: glucan 1,4-alpha-glucosidase
Exons: 1
Coding region: 1-1596 (531 amino acids)
Biological process (GO): polysaccharide metabolic process
Cellular component (GO): fungal-type vacuole
Molecular function (GO): glucan 1,4-alpha-glucosidase activity
Source: RefSeq, a predicted model, not a curated record